CUUUAAAGUGUGAGAAAGCGAGCGAAGAGCGAAGAGCGAAGAGCGAGAGAGAGAGAGAGACUCACCUUUUUCUCUCUCCCAUUUCGCUCCCUAAACCAAAUUUCAACGGAGAAGACACAAACCAACUCUACUCCGCUAAUGGAGGACGAAAAUUCGGCUCCGACUACAUCAACCAUGCAAUGCCGCAGCCUCCACGGUCUUCAUAAACCUCCAACACCUUCCGGUGAACGCCGCUUCUUGAUCUUCCUCGCCUUUUCUCUUCUAUGGUCCUUCGCCGACGGAGCUUUCGAUUAUGCCGAUGCUCUCUCCAAGAGUCUCCUCUACUUCGAGUCUCAGCGAUCCGGGAGGUUGCCGUACAACCAGCGCGUCAACUGGCGAGACCAUUCCGGUCUUACCGACGGUCUUGAACAAGGAGUUGAUUUAGUUGGAGGAUACUACGACGCUGGUGAUCAUGUGAAGUUUGGUCUCCCAAUGGCCUUCACGAUAACGAUGCUAUCGUGGAGUGUGAUUGAGUACCGACGAGAAAUUGAAGCUGCUGGAGAAUUAGAGCACGCUCUCGAGGCCAUAAAAUGGGGAACGGAUUACUUCAUUAAAGCACACACUAGCCCCAAUGUGCUAUGGGCGGAGGUCGGAGAUGGAGAUACGGAUCAUUACUGCUGGCAGAGACCGGAGGAUAUGACGACAUCACGGCAAGCGUACAAAAUCGAUGAGAAGAAGCCGGGGUCAGAUCUGGCUGGAGAGACGGCGGCAGCGAUGGCAGCGGCGUCGAUUGUUUUCAGAAAAACGAACUCACAUUACUCGCACUUGCUGCUCCAUCAUGCGCAACAGUUGUUUGAAUUUGGGGAUAAAUUCAGAGGGAAAUAUGAUGCAAGUGUGGGGACAGUGAAGAGCUACUACGCGUCGGUGAGUGGGUAUAAAGAUGAACUGCUGUGGGCUGCGCUGUGGCUGUUUGAGGCCACCGACAAUCAACAAUAUUUGGAGUACGUCGUUAACAAGGCUCAUUGCUUCGGUGGCAUUGGCUGGGCCAUUUCUGAGUUCAGCUGGGAUGUUAAGUACGCUGGCGUCCAACUCAUGGCUUCUAAGUUUCUAAUGCAGGGGAGGCAUCAAAAUAAGGAGCAAACAAAAAUCCUGAAGCAAUACCAAUCCAAAGCAGAGUAUUACCUUUGCACCAUCCUCAACAAGAACAACGCCAGCAAUGUCGACCGAACUCCGGCCGGCCUUCUAUUCAUCCGCCAAUGGAACAACAUGCAAUACGUCUCUACAGCUUCGUUUCUUCUCACUGUCUACUCCGACUACCUCCGCCGUUCCAACCUCCAUCUCAACUGCCCCACAGGCCCCGUGGAUCCCGAUGACCUUUUCAUUUUGGCAAAACAACAAAUAGAUUACAUUCUGGGCUCCAACCCAAUGAACAUGAGCUAUUUCGUGGGAUUUGGCUCCAAGUUUCCGACUAGAGUUCACCACAGAGGAGCCUCGAUUGUGUCGUACAGAGAAAACAAGGCGUUCAUUGGGUGCACACAAGGCUACGACAAUUGGUACGGCAAGGGAGAUCGGAAUCCAAACGUCGUGGUUGGGGCGUUGGUUGGCGGCCCUGAUUGCCAAGACAAUUUUGCCGAUGAGAGAGGGAAUUACAUGCAAACUGAGGCUUGCACGUACAAUACGGCGCCGUUGGUUGGAAUUUUUGCCAAAUUGUCUCAAUUUGAAGGUUCGGACCCGGGUCGAACCCGAAGCGACCAGCUCCUACAUGCUUCAUAUUGAGACACAAAUGACAAAACAAGUAAAAUUUAAGAUCUAAGAAGAAGAAGAAAAUAUAUAAUAUAAAUAUAUAUAUAUAUAUAUUUAUAAAUGUGUUUGGGGGGAGGGGGGGAAGAAAUUGGGAUUUUGAAAAUUUUCUUAUGAAAUUUGAAAAGAAAAAGAAAAAUGUUGAUUUGGGAGGCUGAAUUUAAGGAGUUGUAGCCCCAGCUUUUUCUUUUUGUGUAGCUUCAUUUAAUCUUUGUAUGUAUAAUUAUAUAUACAUAUAUAUACCCAUUACUAAAAAGGUAAUUAAAGUUCCACAUCUCGUGGCUUUCUUUUCCCA
Cucumis sativus (cucumber) is the source of this 2074-nucleotide messenger RNA. Its product is annotated as endoglucanase 11. Gene Ontology annotation, molecular function: hydrolase activity, hydrolyzing O-glycosyl compounds. The transcript is spliced from 5 exons. Gene Ontology annotation, biological process: carbohydrate metabolic process. The record is from RefSeq and is a predicted model, not a curated record. Bases 139 to 1755 code for a protein of 538 amino acids. NCBI's taxonomy places the organism in Eukaryota, Viridiplantae, Streptophyta, Magnoliopsida, Cucurbitales, Cucurbitaceae.